Messenger RNA from Pseudopipra pipra, 2233 nucleotides. RefSeq names its product N-alpha-acetyltransferase 40, NatD catalytic subunit (gene NAA40). The transcript is spliced from 10 exons. Gene Ontology annotation, cellular component: nucleus. Bases 146 to 988 code for a protein of 280 amino acids. Lineage: Eukaryota; Metazoa; Chordata; Aves; Passeriformes; Pipridae. The record is from RefSeq and is a predicted model, not a curated record. Gene Ontology annotation, molecular function: histone H2A acetyltransferase activity; histone H4 acetyltransferase activity; protein N-terminal-serine acetyltransferase activity.
CGCGCCUGCGCGCUGACCGCCGCCCGCGGGCUCUCUGCCCCCCCCCCCUCCCGCCCCCCCCACUACAAAUAGGGCGCCCCCCCGCGCGCGCCCCCUCAGACCCCCCGCGCCCCCCGCGCCGUGAGGAGCCGCCGCCGCCGCCGUUAUGGGGAGGAAGUCGAGCAGGGCCAAGGAGAAGAAGCAGCGGCGGCUGGAGGAGCGCGCGGCCAUGGCCGCCGUCUGCGCCAAGGUCGAGGCCGCCAACAAACUCCAAGACCCCCUGGAAGCCUUCCCGGUGUUCAAGAAGUACGAGCGCAACGGUCUCAACGUGUCCAUCGAGUGCCGGCGCGUCUCCGGUCUGGAUCCUUCCACCCUCGACUGGGCCUUCGAGCUGACCAAGGCCAACAUGCAGACGCUGUACGAGCAGAGCGAGUGGGGCUGGAAGGAGCGGGAGAAGCGGGAGGAGCUGCGGGAUGAACGGGCCUGGUACCUCCUGGCCCGCGACCCCGACACGGCCCCCGUGGCCUUCUCCCACUUCCGCUUCGACGUCGAGGCCGGGGACGAGGUGCUGUACUGUUACGAGGUGCAGCUGGAGAGCCGGGUGAGGAGGAGGGGGCUGGGCAAGUUCCUGCUCCAGAUCCUGCAGCUCGUGGCCAACAGCACGCAGAUGAAGAAGGUGAUGCUGACGGUGUUCAAGCACAACCUGGGCGCGUUCCAGUUCUUCCGGGAGGCCCUGCAUGGCCGGGGCCGGGCGCCGCGGGCAGGAGGGGCAGGGGCAGAGACUGAGGUUCGAGGUGGACCCCACGUCCCCCAGCGUGUCCGGCUGCUGCGGGGACGACUCGUCCUACGAGAUCCUGAGCCGCAGCACCAGGUUCGGGGACCCCCACCCCGGGGGGGGCCCCUGCGGGGGCUGCUGCCACUGAGCCCCCGGACCCCGGGAAUUCACCCCAAAACACCCCCUGCCCACGGGGGAGUGGCCUGGCCUGCUGGGACCCCCCCAAACGGGUGACAACCCCCCCCCUGCCCCCCCUAAACGUCUCUGGAGGGAGGGGGGGGAGCACGGGUGAAGUUUGGGGCCGGAAGGGGCGUUUUGCCCCGUUUUUUUGGGUUUUUGUUCCUUUUUCUUUGUUUUUUCAGCGGGUUUGUUUGUACGUCACGAAUAAAGAACGAUGGACCUUUGGCUGGGGGCUCCUGUUGUCCCCCCCCCCCUCAGUUGCCCCCCCCCGUUGUCCCCCCAAUUCCCUACUGGGGGCAAUAAUGUACCCCUGGGGGCGUGGCCUGGGCUCAAGGGGUGGGGCUUGACUUGGGGGUGUGGCCUGAACUCAGGAGGCAAAGCUUAUACUGAGCAGCGGUGGCUCUGAUGGGCGUGGCCCGCUCGGGGGGUGGAGCCUCAGCGCCAGAACCCCCCCCCGUGUUUGAGGGCGUGGUCUGAUUUCACUGGGCGGGGCUUCCCAGGGCAGCGACUAAUCGCUAUCGAGGGCGUGGCCUGUGAGGGGGCGUGUCUUCUGCGCGGGGAGGGGUUACACUGAGAGGAAGGUGUGGUUUCAGCGGUGUGGGCGUGGUUUCAUCACAGUGGGUGCGGUUUCAUCGCAAUGGGCGUGGCCAGGCCCGGCUGGGGGCGUUCCCGUCACAGACCGGAAGCCGCCCCGGCAGAGGGGGCUCGUCCCGCGCGCUCCCGGCGGAAGUGACGUCACAGCCCGGCCGCCAUGGCGCCCGCCGCGCUGCUCGCCCGCUCCGCCCGCUCCCUCCUUCGCUCCGCGGCCCGGCCCGGCCCGGCCCCGCGCGGGAUCGUGUCGGGGCCGCCGCAGAGCCCCAUCGGGGGCGCGGAGAGCGUGGUGGGCUUCGCCGCCAUCUUCCUGUCCUGCCUCGGCCCCGCCGCCUGGGUGCUCGCGCACCUCAACGACUACAAGAAGCGGGAGGAGUGAGACGGGAACAGCCCCCCCUUCUCCUCCUCCUCCCCCCCGCCGCGCCGGGAACACCCGCUCCGGGACCCCCCAGGACCAAGAACCCCCCCCAGGACCAGGACCCCUCCCAGCACCGGGACCCCACGAGACGAGGACCCUGGUUCUGGGACCGCCAUCACCGAGACCACCCAAGUACCGGGACGCCACUACUGGGACCACCAGCACUGGAGCCCCCAGGACCGGGACCCCCCCCCCAGGACCGGGACCACCGAGCGGGCCCCGCGCACCGAUGGGACCCUCCCUCAUCCCCCCCUGACCCCCAAUAAAGGCCCUGGAGCCGCUUCCUGUUC